Eriocheir sinensis (Chinese mitten crab) is the source of this 1073-nucleotide messenger RNA. RefSeq names its product heme-binding protein 1-like. The record is from RefSeq and is a predicted model, not a curated record. Lineage: Eukaryota; Metazoa; Arthropoda; Malacostraca; Decapoda; Varunidae. The transcript is spliced from 7 exons. Bases 163 to 789 code for a protein of 208 amino acids.
GCUAUAUACUCGAGCGUGUACCUGGCAACCGCUCAGUGUGGCAGCAGACUUAGUGGCGUGCGGACUAGUGAGAAGUGUUUCGCCGGUAUACAUCACUCGCAAACCAUUGCGACUUAGUCGAUAUUCAGGAAGGGUAUACCUCGUUCUGUCCCUGGUCCCACUAUGCUCAGGACAACACAUUUCAUUGUGGUGGUGGCGGCGUCCUCGGUCUUCGUGGAAUCCGCGAGCAUAUUCUCGGCAUUUGGACGCGGCUUUGAGCACCAAGAAGAGAUCCAAUACGUGGGGACGUCGUCUAGUCAGGGUGGAGGCCUGGUGGAGAAGACAGUGCCUUCCAAGAUGUGGGUGUGCACGAAACAGCCCCCAGCCGGUGACCCUGAGAGUAGUCAAUUGACUGUGUUCCUGCGGCUCUUCGACUACCUGGACGGCAAGAAUAGCAGAGAGGAGCGCCUGCCAAUGGGUGUCCCUGUGUCUAUCAGCGCUGAGGGCACAAAGGCCUCCAGGAACCUCACCGCCUGUUUCUUCCUGCCCGAGAAAGUUCAGGCCAAUCCGCCCACACCCACCAACCCAGAGGUUUCUCUCGUCAGCCGACCCAGCCUCACCAUCAUCACCAAGUCGUUCGGAGGCUACGCCAAUUCCGAGGAAACCUGGGACGCAGAGACGGACAAGUUAAGGAAGCUGGUAACCGCUUCUGGGCUGUCCUUUGACCCCAACGUUGUAUAUUGGAACGCCUACGACCCGCCCCUGAAAUUUUGGGGGCGCAGAAACGAGGUGUGGCUGGUCAGAGUUUGAAUCUUAUAAAGACAAACGUUUUGGGCCGUGUGGCUGCAACCUGUGAUGCAUAUAUACAUAACUUGUGUCAUGAGAAUGUUACGGAUCAACAGUAUUUUUGAAAUAUGAAAACUAGGACUUAAAAGCAGUAAUGCACUAUGUCUUGUAAUACUAGCGGCAUUAUUUGAAAGAAGCAAUAUAUUUUUUAUUCUGAUGUUUUCAGUAAUGAAUUUGCAUUGCUGCAAUCUUCCAGAGAUAUUUUGUAAUAAAUUGAGUCUUUGCAAUACAAUAAAUAAUUGUUUACA